UCUCCAGUAAUGCAAUGCCAAAGCGGCUUGUUCAACUCCAGAAGAGCCUCGUUUGAUCUGACGGAACUUCUUCAACUCACCGCCUCAUCAUCUUUACUUUUCACUUGAUGACAAUUUCUGUGGGAUUGUGCCAGGCGCUUCUUUCCCUCUCUGACUUUCAAAUCUCUCGCACUUAAAGUUUGAUAUAAAUUUUUGUUUCUUAAAGAAAAAAAAAAAGUGGAGAUGAAUAACACCGGGUUCAACCAAACGGAGAGCGGACUGUUCAACAAGACAGAGGAGUUUUUUUGCUGCAACUUUUCAUCCGUGGUGACUGAUAAUGGCUUUGUGGCUGCCGCUCCGGAUGAGAGGAGCCUCUUCAUCAUGAGGGUGGUCCAGAUAGCCGUCAUGUGUGUUUUGUCCCUCACGGUGGUGUUUGGCAUAUUUUUCUUGGGUUGCAACCUUCUCAUAAAGUCAGAAGGGAUGAUCAACUUCUUGGUAACGGACAGGAGACCGUCAAAAGAAACGGAGGCAGUUAUUGUUGGAGCCUACUGAUCAGAUGAGGACCUGUACAUUUUGGUUACUCUAAUCUGACGGAGACAGAUGGGAGACAAUGCGAUGAUCAGCUGCCUGAACAAGUCCCUCUUUUCAUUUUUUUUUUUUGGUAUUUAGAUAAACCUCAGAGAAACAGUCACCAUGUAAGAGGUAACUGAACCCUGGUGACUGAAGCUCACAGAUGUUCACCUUAUUUCAUGUGGCUUUUUAACGCCAACAAAGACUCAUUCAUCUCCAGGAGGUAUAGUGCGUUUUAAGCCUCUUUGUUUAUAAAGUAUUCCGUCAAGCACUGUUGUAAUUUCCGUAGAUGGAGCACCAUUUGUAAAGCAGCAUCCUUUGUCAUGUUAAUGGCAGAGUCUUCGUAUUUGCUGCUUAAUUUUACCCUCUCAUAUUGCUAAUGCAAUGGAGAAAUUAAUGUUUAGGAUGUUCUGUAUGUUGUAUGUGUUUUUGCAUACAAUAUGCAAUAUAUUAAUCAGUGUAUUUCUCUGGUUUUCCUGGUGAUAACUGUGUGAGUGUCUACG
Toxotes jaculatrix (banded archerfish) is the source of this 1052-nucleotide messenger RNA. RefSeq names its product reprimo, TP53 dependent G2 arrest mediator candidate a (gene rprma). The transcript has a single exon. The record is from RefSeq and is a predicted model, not a curated record. Lineage: Eukaryota; Metazoa; Chordata; Actinopteri; Toxotidae. Bases 223 to 531 code for a protein of 102 amino acids.